CACACGGUCUUCGAGGUUGGGCACGAACUUCGAGAACAAAAUGUCUAGCUCAUCUAGCUCUAACGAUGAUGAAAUGAUGAAGACGUUCUUUCUUAUGGGAGCUGCUGUCGUCGAGGAAGAAGAACAAGGGAAAAGUUCAACUUCAGUUCAACACAAAAGACGGAUCGGUAAAAGUACGUCGCUUGAGAGCGUGAAGAGGUUCGUUCGAUCGAUUAUCAACAUCUUUGGGGAGGAAUACCUUCGUUCACCGACUAAUGAAGACGUUGCACGCCUGCUCGAGGAGGGUUCACAACGAGGUUUUCCUGGUAUGCUUGGGAGCAUCGACUGCAUGCACUGGGUAUGGAAGAACUGUCCAACCGCCUGGCAAGGUAUGUAUACUGGGCAUUUUCAUGAACCUACAAUUAUUUUGGAGGCCGUAGCUAGCAAAGAUCUUUGGAUAUGGCAUGCCUUCUUUGGACUGCCGGGGUCUCACAAUGACCUCAAUGUGCUACAUCGUUCACCGGUUUUCGCACAACUUGCGGAGGAAAGAGCUUCACCGUGCAACUAUACUGUUAAUGGCCACGAGUACAAUAUGGGAUACUAUCUCGCCGACGGGAUUUACCCAGAGUGGUCCACAUUAGUGAAGACUAUUCCAGCAUCGCAAGGAAACAAGCAUAAAUACUUUGCUCAACAACAAGAGAGCGCAAGAAAAGAUGUUGAGCUAACUUUUGGCGUGUUGCAAGCUCGAUUUGCGAUUGUUCGUGGACCAGGACGUUUCUGGCAACCUAGUGUGCUGAAAGACAUCAUGACAGCUUGCAUCAUAAUGCAUAACAUGAUCGUUGAAGAUGAACGAGAUUGUCAAUUGGAUAACAACUUCGACUUUAAUGAUUCGAUACCAGUCGUUGAACCUUCUCAUGUGCAGACGGUGCCUCUAACUGAGUUCAUCCAAAAUCAUCAUCGGAUCAGGAACACGCAAACAAACAAAUCACUAAAGAAUGAUUUGAUCGAGCAUCUGUGGCAGCUCAAGGGAUCCAUCGACGAGCCUUGGACAUCCACCUCUCCAAUAUCUCUGCCUGACGCAUUUCAAAGUAUUGUCGUUGAACUGAAUUGA
Molecule: messenger RNA, 1090 nt
Organism: Asparagus officinalis (garden asparagus)
Lineage: Eukaryota; Viridiplantae; Streptophyta; Magnoliopsida; Asparagales; Asparagaceae
Exons: 2
Coding region: 41-1090 (349 amino acids)
Source: RefSeq, a predicted model, not a curated record